Molecule: messenger RNA, 216 nt
Organism: Suillus clintonianus
Lineage: Eukaryota; Fungi; Basidiomycota; Agaricomycetes; Boletales; Suillaceae
Exons: 2
Molecular function (GO): nucleic acid binding
Source: RefSeq, a predicted model, not a curated record
CGGCACUCCAUCUUACCUGCUUUGUCCAUUGAUGGCAUCAUUGUAAUGGAUAUUUUUGUCAGGUCUGUAAACACAGACAGGUUCUUGGAUUUUCUUCGUGAGCAAGUGGCCCCCCAACUGAAUCCAUACUCUGGAAGAAGAAGUGUGGUGGUGCUUGACAAUUGCUUCAUCAAUCAUGAUGAAGAAAUUCAUCAGCUAAUUGUUGAAAAAUGUGGU